AGCUGCUAUGGUAACCUCGUUUUAACUUCCGGUACGGGCCAAGAUGGCGGAAAUCAAGCGGAACGAGGGACACGGUGUUUUUAAAAAGCGCACAGACUUUGAGAUGUUUGUUUUAUUCACGUUGCAGAAGAUGUUAAAAUAUUAUUGACGUAAACGGCCAGGGAGGGACAGACACCGCCCGUGCGAAGCGUAAGGGUGAAUAAUUCGUCAUCCCUCGGUACCAUCCGCAGGAAAACAACAUCCGCCUCCUGACGCUUCUGUGGCCGGGACCUGUCCACGUUCUCCUCCUGCAGGAGUCACACGUUGAGCUAAUAGCUGAAGGAGGAGGAGCUGAAGCCGGGAGAAGAUGGAGAGCUGCGGCUUCCAGAACCAGCUCCUCUCCGUCAUGGAGGUGCUGGCCAAGGCGGCGGUUGAGGAGAUCAACCGGCGAGUGGAGGACAGCUGCGCGGUGCUGCGGCUGGAGGUGAACCGGAGCAGGAGGGACAUCGAGCUGCUGAAGAACAAGUGUGAGCUGAUGGAGGCCGAGCUGAGGAGGAGCAGGCUGAGGGCCCGGAGGAGAGCAGGGGACAGAUGUUCUCCUCUGGUCAAAGUGAUUCUCAGUAAACAAACUCAGAUCCUAGACUGGGACACACAGAUGGAAGCUGAGGCCUCACAGCAAACACAGCAGCGUGCCGACCUGGAGGCUCCUGACGAAGCCCAACAUGUGCAGAUUAAAGAAGAGUGUGCAGAGGAGGACGAGUGGAAGAACGACACGGACGACAAGCUCAUUUCUGCAGCAGAACCGUCCCCGUGUUUCAAAUCCUCGCCACCUCAGCAGACCGACGCCUUCGUGGAUCACUACCUCUCAGCCGAGGACCCAGCAGAACCAGGACCAGGACCUGAACCAGAACCAGCCGGGUGCGACACUUUGCCACCAGAGCAGCAGCUGAGCGGCUCAGAACUCGUGGUGAAACACGAGAUGGAGGACGAACCAGACGAGAACGAGGCGCCGCUCGAUUCCUGCCACGCGUCUGUGACGGUGGACGGUCACGAUCAGCUGUGGUUGUCCGGCCUCUGCCGGGACGCAGCCGAUCCCAGCUUCUCCUACACGGCGGGGGGGCGGCAGGGGAAGCAGAUUCCCGCCGUGUUCACGCCUCAGAGCGAAACUCAUUCAGAGGACGCGGUGCCCAGAACUCACUCAGCAGGGAAGUCUCACUCCGUCCUGGUUCGAGUGAAAAGACGAGCGUCCAGAACAUUUGGAUUUGGAUGUCGACGACCACAAGCAGAGGACGGACUCAACGCUCAGAUCAACUCCCCGGAUCAAAGCUCCAUCGCUCACCAGUCGCAGCACCAGCGCAGAGACUUCACUCCCCCCUCGCUCAGGAGCCGAGACGAGGAUCCGAAUCCGAGCCCGGCCGCCUCCUCCCUCUGCGGGCAGAGCGGCCGCGGCAGCUUCGGCCUGGCGAGGAGGAUGAGGACGCCCUGGAGGUCCGGCAUCGGCGAGAAGAGGUUCAGCUGCACGUACUGCGACAAGAGCUUCAUGAGGUUCAGUCAGCUGAAGGAGCACCUGAGGAGUCACACGGGCGAGAAGCCGUUCAGCUGCGUGCAGUGCGGCCGCAGCUUCACCAAGCAGUGCAACCUCAUACGCCACGCCGUGGUGCACAGCGGCGAGAAGCCGUACGAGUGCGCGCUGUGCGGGAAGUGCUUCACCCAGCGCUCCAGCCUCAAGUCCCACCAGAAGACCGCGCACUGAGCUCAACGGGUCUUUUUAUACACGUCCGGUUCCUGUGUCCGGUCACUUAAAGAAAUGUUGUAGUUUUUUUAAGCACAUAGUGAUAAAACUGGUUUAAUUGUAUUUGUCAUUUCUAUUGUUGUUGUUCUCACUACGUUUGUUUGAUAUUUUAACAUAUGAUUUAAUGUUGACUGGUCUCGUGUUGUAGCUCCAGAAUUUAGUUGUCAGAAAAACAAUAACCUCUUUUCAUAUUUCUCACAGAUCAAAUGUUUUUCCUUCGUCGGACAAAACCCAAAGAUAUUUAAGUUAUUAAUCUAUUCGUGACAGAGAAAAGCAUCAAAUUCUCACAUGUGAGAAGCUGAAACAGCAAAUAUUUGACAGACAAAUGUAUUUAAUUGAUUAAUGGACUAAUCCUCACAGCUCUAAUUUAGAUUAAAGGUUCAAACAGUG
Hippoglossus stenolepis (Pacific halibut) is the source of this 2161-nucleotide messenger RNA. RefSeq lists its product as uncharacterized. Lineage: Eukaryota; Metazoa; Chordata; Actinopteri; Pleuronectiformes; Pleuronectidae. Gene Ontology annotation, molecular function: DNA-binding transcription factor activity, RNA polymerase II-specific; RNA polymerase II cis-regulatory region sequence-specific DNA binding. Gene Ontology annotation, biological process: regulation of transcription by RNA polymerase II. Bases 347 to 1732 code for a protein of 461 amino acids. The transcript is spliced from 4 exons. The record is from RefSeq and is a predicted model, not a curated record.